This is a messenger RNA of Gambusia affinis (western mosquitofish), 3003 nucleotides long. Its product is annotated as CCN family member 1. Gene Ontology annotation, molecular function: protein binding. Gene Ontology annotation, cellular component: extracellular region. Lineage: Eukaryota; Metazoa; Chordata; Actinopteri; Cyprinodontiformes; Poeciliidae. The record is from RefSeq and is a predicted model, not a curated record. Gene Ontology annotation, biological process: signal transduction. The transcript has 6 exons. Bases 37 to 1227 code for a protein of 396 amino acids.
UCUGUUUCCAUAUUUGUUGAAUUCCUGACUGACAGCAUGGGGAUACAGUUGCUGUUUGCCGCGUUGGGAGUGGGGUUAGUCGCGAUGGUGACUGCUGACUGUCCGGUAGUGUGCGAGUGCCCCGCGGCGCCCCCGUCCUGCCCCCCUGGGAUCAGUUCGGUCCCCGACAGUUGCGGCUGCUGCAAGGUGUGCGCAGCGCAACUCAACCAAGACUGCCACGAGGGACAGCCGUGCGACCACCAUAAAGGACUGGAGUGCAACUACGGCAACGAUGUGGGUCGCACCCACGGUAUCUGCAGGGCAAAAGCAGAUGGUCGCUCCUGCGAAUACAAUGGCCGAAUUUAUCAAAACGGCGAAAACUUCCAUGCAGGGUGCAAGCACCAGUGUACCUGCAUUGACGGAGCCGUAGGCUGCAUGUCCCUUUGCCCCAGCCAUGUGCCCCUGGCUUCUCCUUCCUGUCCAGCCCCCAAGCUAGUGAAGGUGCCAGGUCAGUGCUGUCUCAGCAUCGACUGCCAUAAGGGAACCACUGUUGUGCCCCCAAUGCACCGCCAACCCCCACCUCCUGCUCACCUACCGUACUCCUUCAUCCCCUACUCGAUCUAUCCGUUCUCCAAGCCUUAUGCAAAACCUUACCGGAAACUGUAUCCUUACAAACCCAAAAAGGAGAAAGGCAUCUUGGGCAAUGAACUUUUAGAAGUGCGCCGCAAAUGGGACAAACCACAUGGAAAUAAGGACCUGAUGGUCUGGAGUAAGAUGGGAGGUCAAUGUGUGGUUCAGACCACCUCCUGGUCACAGUGUUCCCGGACCUGUGGGAUGGGGGUUUCCUCUCGUGUUACCAACGACAAUGCCCGGUGUAAACUGGUCAAGGAGACACGCUUGUGCAACAUUCGGCCCUGCAGCUCUAUGUCUAUCCCUGUGAAGAAAGGAAGGAAGUGCUCGCGUACACACAAGGCCCCAGAGCCGCAUCGCUUGUCCUACGCUGGCUGCAGAAGUACUCGCUUGUACAGGCCCAACUACUGCGGGGUGUGCAGGGACGGCCGCUGCUGCUCCCCUCGUCGCACGCGCACAGCCAGCGUGACCUUCGCCUGCCCCGACGGGGACCUUUUCAGUAGAUCCGUCAUGUUCAUCCAGUCCUGCAAGUGCAGUGAUGAGUGCAACCAUCUGAACGAGGCGGUGAUGCCCCCACAACUCUGGCUCUACGGAGACGUUCACAAAUUCAAGGACUAGUUGUUGUUGCCCCCGCUUCGCCUGCAUUCCUCCAUAAAAGCGUAAAUUGCCACCCAUUAGUGAUACUUUUUAUAGAGCAGCUGCUCCUAGCGUAGCUAUUGAAUAGAUGCAGGCAAUGAUCACAAAUGAGGAGAUUUUUUUCUGGAGGAGAAUUUUCUGCCUUUCUCGGAAUGUUCCAUGAACUGUGGCACUUCAGCCAAGGAGAAAGGAGAGAGCGAGGGGACAAACUCUUAAGGAUGGCCAUCAUUUCUUGCUACUCUAGAUGUUGCUAACUUAUAGAAAACUGGAGUUAUGUUUGAUAUGAAUGGAAAUCUGAAACAAGGACUUUAGUGGAAGACUUGACAAGACUUUAACAGCAAUUGCAAAAGGUUGCGGUUUGUCUCGCAACGGUAUUUAUUCCUUGAUAUUUAUUCAAGAGACAGACGUGUUGAAACUUUGGCGUGCCACUGGGAUAAGAGACUUUUCUUGGAGCCUCUCUGUGGCUGAAAUCCACAGACAGCUGUCAGUCACAAGCAGGAGAGGCAGACUGGUCCAUGACGGUCAGAAACCGGCAUCCAAAGACCAAUGACCAAGAAUGCCAGGGGGAGAAGAGCAAAAAAAGACAAGCUAAACCCGAUGGGUUUAGGAUUCGUACACACUCCGAGGAAAUAUGUCAAAAGUUGUUUAUACAGCUGGACUCAUCUCCUGCCUUUGCCUUCACAAGAAACUGAGACAUUUAGCAAACACCAGAAGAACAAGCCUGGGAUUCUGGCGUCGAGCAGUCGACCACCUAAUUCUGUGCAAAUUACAAUCUCUGAGGGGAAAAUCAGCCCCUCUCUGGUUUUUGCUAUAAAAAUAAAAUCUAAAAGCUGCGUGUGUGAUGAGGUAAACAUGCAAUUUGUGGAGCCGCGCUACUGCCUAAUCUGGCCUGUAAUUGAGCAGCACGCAAUGUGACUGAAACAAAACAAGAAGCCGUGUCUUUUCAUGUUAAAGAGGUGUCUGUUUCCUCAAACUGCUGACUUCGCAGUCGAGUCAGAAAUAAGUUUUCCGUUGGGUGCAAAACCUUGGAACUGUAAGGACUCUCAAAGAGAGACUGAUUCUAGGUAGGCACUGUGUAUUCUUUGAUUUAUAUACGACUGGGAAACAAAAGCAUCGCCCUUAACUUUUGCUUGGAUUAGUUUGUGCACCUUAUGUCGACUUUUAUACAGUGUCUCAGUGUCAAGUGUGAAUACUAGGCAGACAUGUCCAAUGUCCUUCUGUAGUACCACUGCAGGUGUUGUAGUUUCUUAUUUAAUCCUUGCCCAUGUAGAUGCUGUGGUUUUAUCAUUUUGACUAGUUCCAAGGGACACUGUAGAGCAGCUAUGUACAGAUGAAUUUGUAACUUUCAACCUGCUGUAUAAGGGCCCGUUAUUCUGUCGAGUUAGUUCAUGUGUAGUUUAAACACUGAACUCUGAACCUGGGUUCAGGUUUCUGAUGAGAACACCAUACCAAUUUGAGAGCAUUUCAAAGAAAAAAUUACUAACGGAAUUCUGCUUUUUAUAUCGUGGAAGGAGCGUCUACCCAAUGAUUGGUUUCGAGGUGAUACCUUUUUUUAAAAAUUUUACAAAUAAAGAAACUUUUACCCUUACUGUGUUGAAGUUUUAAACACAACCGUUAGCCAUUGAAGCAAUAUAAUUCUGUCAAGGCUGCAGUUAUCCCUGUUGUGGGUGCACCUUUUUUUUCUUCCACUUAACUUUCUAUGAAUAUGUUUGGCUGUAGCACUCUUCCCCACAACUGUGUCCCACUCCUCCUGACUCA